Messenger RNA from Adineta ricciae, 3624 nucleotides. The record is from the annotation of a GenBank genome assembly. NCBI's taxonomy places the organism in Eukaryota, Metazoa, Rotifera, Eurotatoria, Adinetida, Adinetidae.
AUGGCCGUUUCGAAAUUUGAACACUUACCGGAUGAAAUCAUUCUCGCAGUUUGCUUAUAUCUACGACCAUUUGAAGUUAUUGAUGGCUUUGGUCAACUUAACUGGCGUCUUACCAGAACAAUCAGUCAAUUUCGACGCGAUUCAGACAUACAUCAUUUAACCUUGACUCAGUAUCAACGUUGGUAUUCGUAUUUACUACCAUCAACAUCGAAACAUAUCACCAAGUUCGUCCUAAGUAAUUGGAAUGCUCCGGGACAAAUUCAUUUGUUCAAUCAAUCAACAAAAUAUUACACUUCACUUCGUGAUUUCCUACCAAAUCUCACCCAACUUCGUUUAAUCGAUUUUAGUAAUGAUGAUGUAGAUAUUCUUCCUAAACUCGCAAUGAUCGAUAAAAUUCUUAUUGAUAUCGAUGCGUUAAGACCGUUACUCUAUUCGACGAAACUUCUCCUCGAUCGAUAUCUUUUCUGUUCAUCGUUUCCAUUUAAAGAAGUUCGUCUGUGGGUUGGUGAUAAUGGCAUUCGAUUACAACACAACACUGAUCUAAUUGUCAAUCCACAUCUUGAACAAUUGACAAUCAUUGUUGCACAUAUUGACGAUUUGAUACUUCUUUUCAAACGUUCACCAAAUCUAAUCAAACUCUAUGCUGAAAUCAAUUCUUUCACAGCCGAUGAACCGAAACAAUAUGCAACAGCAGAAGUGAUGCCAAAGAAACUAACCGACUUUCACAUUCAAACAAACGAUCAAAAGGCCUUGACGUUCGACGAUCUAUUUNGGGUGAAGAAAACUGGCAAAGAUGUUCGCAAAGAUGUCCGUGCAGUACAAAAACUCCGACGAGAAGUAGAAAAAGCGAAGCGAACAUUGUCAUCUCAACAUCAAACAAAGAUCGAAAUCGAAUCAUUCUUUGACAAUGAAGAUUUCAGCGAAACAUUAACACGAGCCAAGUUCGAAGAACUCAACAUGGAUUUAUUCCGAUCAACAAUGAAACCUGUGCAAAAAGUAAUGGAAGACGCUGAUUUGAAGAAGAGCGAUAUUGCCGAAGUUGUUCUCGUUGGUGGUUCAACACGUAUUCCAAAAGUUCAACAAUUAGUUAAAGAAUUCUUCGAUGGCAAAGAACCAUCCCGUGGUAUCAACCCCGAUGAAGCUGUUGCUUAUGGUGCUGCUGUUCAAGCUGGCGUUCUCUCAGGUGAACAGGACACUGGUGAUAUUGUUUUACUCGAUGUCAAUCCAUUAACGAUGGGUAUUGAAACAGUUGGUGGUGUUAUGACAAAGAUCAUUCCACGUAACACAGUCAUCCCAACAAAGAAGAGUCAAGUCUUCUCGACCGCCGCUGACAAUCAACCAACAGUUACCAUUCAAGUAUUUGAAGGUGAACGACCCAUGACCAAGGACAACCAUGUGUUGGGCAAAUUCGAUUUAACCGGUAUUCCACCAGCACCUCGAGGUGUUCCACAAAUUGAAGUCACCUUCGAAAUCGAUGUCAACGGUAUUCUGAAGGUAACUGCAGAAGAUAAAGGAACAGGAAACAAGAACAACAUUGUCAUCAACGCAAACAACAACCGAUUAUCACCAGAAGAAAUCGAUCGUAUGAUUAAAGAUUCGGAACGAUUCGCAGAUGAAGAUAAGAAAGUGAAAGAACGCGUUGAUGCUAAGAACGAACUUGAAUCGUAUGCUUAUUCGUUAAAAACUCAAUUGAGCGAUAAAGAGAAACUUGGUGGCAAGCUUUCAAGCGAUGACAAAUCAACAAUUGAAAGUGCUGUGGAAGAACAAAUCAAGUGGCUUGAAUCGAAUCCAGCUGCUGAAGUAGAUGAAUUGAAAGAACACAAGAAACAACUUGAAGAAAUUGUCACACCAAUCAUGACCAAACUGUACGGACAAGGCGGCGGUGCAGGUGGUGCUGGAGAUGUUCCUCCACCUCCUCCACAUGGCCAUGAUGACGAUAGCUUCAAUUCACGCGUUGCAUUCUACACAGAUCGGCAAGUCGAAAUUAUUGCCAAUGAUCAAGGUAACCGUGUCACACCAUCCUAUGUUGCAUUCACUCCUGAAGGUGAACGUCUCAUUGGGGAUGCUGCCAAAAAUCAGCUCACUUCGAAUCCUGAAAACACUGUUUUCGAUGCUAAACGUCUCAUCGGCCGUGAUUUCAAUGAACCAAGUGUUCAACAAGACAUCAAACACUUUCCAUUCAAAGUCAUCGAAAAGAACUCAAAACCAAUCAUCCAAAUCAGUACUGGCAAGGAACAAAAGCUUUUCACACCCGAAGAAAUCUCAGCUAUGGUUCUCGGCAAGAUGCGUGAGAUCGCUGAAGCGUACCUUGGAAAGAAAGUCACUCACGCUGUUGUCACCGUUCCUGCUUACUUCAAUGAUGCUCAACGUCAAGCCACGAAAGAUGCUGGUACCAUCUCGGGCUUGAAUGUCAUGCGUAUCAUCAACGAACCAACAGCUGCUGCUAUUGCUUAUGGAUUAGACAAGAAAGAAGGUGAAAAGAAUAUUCUUGUCUUCGAUUUGGGUGGUGGUACAUUCGAUGUGUCAUUGUUGACUAUUGACAAUGGUGUGUUUGAAGUCGUUGCUACCAAUGGUGAUACUCACUUGGGUGGUGAAGAUUUCGAUCAACGAGUGAUGGAACACUUCAUCAAGUUAUUCAAGAAGAAAACUGGCAAAGAUGUUCGCAAAGAUGUCCGUGCAGUACAAAAACUCCGACGAGAAGUAGAAAAAGCGAAGCGAACAUUGUCAUCUCAACAUCAAACAAAGAUCGAAAUCGAAUCAUUCUUUGACAAUGAAGAUUUCAGCGAAACAUUAACACGGAUUGAGUUUGAACAAUUGAACGAGGAUUUGUUUGAGCAAACAUUGAAGAUUAUGGAACAAACGUUAAAGGAUAAUAGUUUUAAUAAAUCGAUGGUCGACGAAGUUCUUGUCAUUGGCGGAUCAGCAUAUAUUCCGAAAGUUCAGGAACUAGUGAAAGAAUUCUUCGAUGGCAAAGAACCAUCCCGUGGUAUCAACCCCGAUGAAGCUGUCGUUUACGGUGCUGCUGUUCAAACUGAUCUUCUUUCGAGAGACGAUGGGUCUGAUAUUCUGUGUUGUUUGGAUUUGGCUCUUUUAAGCAUGGGUAUUGAAACAGUUGGUGGUGUUAUGACAAAGAUCAUUCCACGUAACUCACUCAUCCCAACAAAGAAGAGUCAAGCCUUCUCCACCGCCGCUGACAAUCAACCAACAGUUACCAUUCAAGUAUUUGAAGGUGAACGACCCAUGACCAAGGACAACCAUGUGUUGGGCAAAUUCGAUUUAACCGGUAUUCCACCAGCACCUCGAGGUGUUCCACAAAUUGAAGUCACCUUCGAAAUCGAUGUCAACGGUAUUCUGAAGGUAACUGCAGAAGAUAAAGGAACAGGAAACAAGAAUAGUAUUACAAUCGGUUCAAAUACCAAUUUAUUAUCACCAGAAGAAAUCGAUCGUAUGAUUAAAGAUUCGGAACGAUUCGCAGAUGAAGAUAAGAAAGUGAAAGAAGGUAUCGAAUGUAGAAAUGAAUUAGAAGCUUCGUCAAAGACUGAAGCAAAUUCAAAAACUGUAUCUGAAAACACUCAACUAACACCAAGAAAAACGUCUGCUGUUACUACAACGGACGCCAUAUGA